AUGAGAGAACUCCAGACAUUGCUCAUCUCUUGCCUUAAGCAAGAAAGAAUCUCUGGCAGUAUGUUCAGAGUCCUAGGUAAGGUGGUGAACCACGUUGUGUGUGAGAUGUUCAAACACCAAGAUAUCGCAUGGGACGGUCUACGCGAUUAUAUUGUAUCACAAAGCAAAACAAAGUUUCAGAGAGCGGUUUAUAUCUUCCAGUGCUUAACAACGCCGCUUGAGGAUGACGAGUUUGUGAUUCAUGUGAUGGAGAAUCUUCUCCCAGAGAUAAGAAUAAGGCUAAACCCACCAAGAGACUUGUUGGUAGAUAACAGUUGCUGGGUUUUGGCGUUUACUGGUGCAUUCUGUGCGACCAUACACUUGAGAGAAUUUCCAAGCCAAGCUGAAUCCGUUAAGGAGAUUGCAAAUAAGAUGAUAGAUUCUGUGAGAGAGCUUGUGGAAAUAGGAAUUGAAGUUGGGCUUGUGAGGAGAGCUUUCAGAGAUCUUGAAAACAUUGUCAAGAACCUAAACAAAUGGAAUGGUACGGGAAGUUAG
This is a messenger RNA of Arabidopsis thaliana (thale cress), 534 nucleotides long. RefSeq lists its product as hypothetical. The coding region runs from base 1 to 534 and encodes 177 amino acids. Lineage: Eukaryota; Viridiplantae; Streptophyta; Magnoliopsida; Brassicales; Brassicaceae. The transcript has a single exon. The record is from RefSeq and is marked reviewed.